UGCUCGCAUCCAAAUCAUUUAUGUAAAUGACAAAAAGUAGAGGGCCCAGCACCAAUCCUUGUGGUAUCAUUUAGAUAAUCACCAAAUGCCCUCCUGAAUGACUCAAUUGAACUGCACUGCCAGGUAAAUACAAUUCAUACAUCCAACCCUCCCUGAAUUGGCAAGAUUUUCCUCACUUCAUCCUUGCUUCUUUUGCAGAUCACUUUAAAUCUAUGUCUUCUUGAUAUUCUUUUUACAAGUAUGGAUAGCUUCUCCCUAUCUGCCUGUCCAACCCACUUGUUUUGAAAAUAUCUGGGCUGCAUUCUCUCAGAGGAGACGUAACUUCUUCAAUGUAUUUUCAUAACUGAAGUUCUUCAACUCUGGAACCAAUCUUGUAAGCCAUUCCAGCACAUCACAUCUUUCAUACAAACCUGUGCUGUACAAAUCUAUGGCUACUGUGGACCUAGAAUUGUACACAGUACUCAAACUAAGGUCUAACAAAUGUCUUAUACAAUUGCAGGCUUUGGGAGUGAGAAAGUCACUAAACUUCGACUUGCUCUUAUUCAACUUCUGGCCAAUGAUAACACCCAGGAUGUAGAUAAGGGCUAAUUUGGUGAUAGUAAUGCCACUGAAUGUCAAGAUGCGAUUACUAAAUUAUCCCUCUUGGAGACUGCCAUUUCAAGGCAGUUGGGGUGUGUAUGCUAUUUGCCACUUGUCAGCGUAAGAUAUUAUCCAAGCCUUGAUGCAUUUGGGCUGGAAUGAUUCAGCAUCUGAAUGAGUUGCGAAUAGUGCUGAACGUUUGCUGACAGUUACGUAAUAUCCCAUAAGGCCGACUCCGAAGGGUAAAUAGUUCAGUUUAUUGUUUAACACGAGGUGGUUCAUUUUUAAUAAACUGAACUAUUACUGGCCAAUGCUAAUGCUAUGGGGAUCUGGUGCCACAUGCAGGACAGACGAGGUAAGGCUGCCAGUUUGUUUUUUUUUUCAACACAACUGAUUGCAGAUUUGAGAAAUGCUGAAGGAGCAUUGGCGUGUGGGCUUUGUCGAUGCACAGCUGCCACUGUAGCACCAGCUUUGGAGAAAUCAGGAGACAAUGAACAAUCAGCCUCACGUUUUAGCUUAUGCACUUCAUGAAACUGAAGGUAUUCCAGAAAGGUUUGCAGAACUCAUCAAGAAACAUUUCAACAUCAUCUACUAUGAAGAAUUCCUGAAAAAUGAAAAAGAACUUGCUGAGAAAAUAGAGUUUAUUUUUGGUUGGAAACACUAUCCCAUAAUAGAUGAAAAGCUUCUGAAAUCUCUACAUCAUUUGAAGGCCAUUAUAAAUCAUGGAGUUGGUGUGGACCAUCUCGACUUACCUCUGAUCAACAAUUCUGGGGUGAAGGUGGCCAACACUCCUCAUGUGGUGGACAAUGCUACUGCUGAAAUGGGCAUGGUGUUAAUGUUGACAUCUGCCAGGAAUAUAUUGGAAGGCAAAGGAAGAAGGACUGUAAGAAUGGGUAAUCCUACUUUGCACUCUCUCGUCUCCAGUUUACAGCAAAUAAUGCUGAAGUUCGAAAAGACACAGGUCAGACUUGGAUUGGAAUACUGUCUAUAGUUCUGGGCAUCAGGCUUCAGGAAGGAUGUAAAUACGUUAGAAAGUGUGCAGAACAGGUUUACAAGGAUGGUUGCAGGGUGAAAAACUUGGUUUAUGAAAAAAGACUGGAGAAAUUGGAAUCGUUUUCCUUGGACAAGAGAAGGCUUAGACAAGAUUUAAUCAAAGUUUUCAAAAUUACAAAUGUCAAUAGGGAGAAAUUUUGUACUGAUAGAAGGAUCAAAAUGAGAGUGCACAAAUUUAAUGUAAUUUACAAAAGAAUCAAAUGUGAUGUCAGAAAAAGGUUUUUUAUACAGUAAAUAGUUAGAGGGUAUGGAAUGCAUUGUCUGGAAGUGUGGUCAGGUUCAAAGGAGGCAUUGAAGCCAGGUUUAAAAUGAUCAUUUAAACAGAAACAAUAAAUGAAGUCACAGUGCUAUUCUCUUGCCUUUUACAAAGUCCUAAUUCUCAAUCAGCGAGCUGGUCCAGAUUCAAUGGGCUAAAAAGCCUCCUUCUAUU
This is a messenger RNA of Chiloscyllium plagiosum (whitespotted bambooshark), 2062 nucleotides long. The record is from RefSeq and is a predicted model, not a curated record. Lineage: Eukaryota; Metazoa; Chordata; Chondrichthyes; Orectolobiformes; Hemiscylliidae.